Frankliniella occidentalis (western flower thrips) is the source of this 781-nucleotide messenger RNA. Its product is annotated as cuticle protein 18.6-like. The transcript is spliced from 3 exons. Gene Ontology annotation, cellular component: extracellular matrix. Bases 46 to 558 code for a protein of 170 amino acids. The record is from RefSeq and is a predicted model, not a curated record. Lineage: Eukaryota; Metazoa; Arthropoda; Insecta; Thysanoptera; Thripidae.
UUGGCUUCAGUCUGCACCCGACAUCCACACAAGCAACCAAGCAACAUGGAGUUCUCAAAGGCCGUCGUCGUCGCGCUGCUGUCGGUGGUGGUGUCCGCGGCCGCCCAGUACGGCCACCACGGCCAUGCCGAGUCGUACGCGUCCGUCAACCAGCUGUCGCACCACCAGGAGCCCAUCCACAUCAAGCACGAGUACCACCACCAGCCCGAGCCCGUGCACGUCCACCACGAGUACAAGCACCCCGAGCCCGUCUACGUCAAGCACGAGGAGCCCGUCUACAAGCACGAGGAGCCCGUCUACAAGCACGAGGAGGUCGAGCACUACUCGCACCCCAAGUACGAGUUCAAGUACGGCGUGGAGGACCACCACACCGGCGACCACAAGGACCAGAAGGAGGAGCGCGACGGCGACGUGGUGAAGGGCGAGUACUCGCUGCUGCAGCCCGACGGCAGGAAGCGCAUCGUGCACUACACGGCCAGCAAGCACGGCGGCUUCAACGCCAUCGUCUCCUACAGCGGCCACGCCAUCCACCCCGAGGUCAAGCACGGCCACUACUAGACGACGCGACACUCUGGCCGCCGCCGACCCAGGUCGUCAGCGGCUCCCCCCGGCCCUCGUCGAUGACCGACCUGCGGGCCAUGGGACCUUCCGGAGAACUCUUUGGAACCUCGCAAAGACUGCAACACACUCUUGCUCAUCUUGUAAAUAACUCACAUACCAUCUACCUCAUUCUGUAGUUGUACUACCAAUUAGGCGCCAAUAAAAGAAAAAAGUAAGACUA